AUGAAAUUCAAUUCUGCUCUGUUGCUGCUUGCAUUUGCAGGACCCAUCCUAUUGGACGGAGUCGCUGAAGUUAAAAAACGUGACGCCGUUGCCAAUUCUAACUACCAACAAAAACCAAAAGAGAUACAAGCCAUAUUAAAAACCACACUACAAAUGUGA
Molecule: messenger RNA, 159 nt
Organism: Funneliformis geosporum
Lineage: Eukaryota; Fungi; Glomeromycota; Glomeromycetes; Glomerales; Glomeraceae
Source: the annotation of a GenBank genome assembly